Lucilia cuprina (Australian sheep blowfly) is the source of this 7167-nucleotide messenger RNA. It is a transcript of the gene Tmtc3, whose product is annotated as protein O-mannosyl-transferase Tmtc3. Bases 1243 to 4431 code for a protein of 1062 amino acids. Gene Ontology annotation, molecular function: protein binding; mannosyltransferase activity. The transcript is spliced from 4 exons. Gene Ontology annotation, cellular component: endoplasmic reticulum. Gene Ontology annotation, biological process: protein O-linked glycosylation via mannose. The record is from RefSeq and is a predicted model, not a curated record. NCBI's taxonomy places the organism in Eukaryota, Metazoa, Arthropoda, Insecta, Diptera, Calliphoridae.
GUAAUGACAUUUCUCGCGCGCUUGUACACAUUACAACAACAAACAAUUUGCUACAACAAAGUAAAAAGUCAAAACAAGAAAUAAAAUCACCAAAAAAAUAUAUAAGAACGUAGAAAAAAGUGUUGGAAAUAUUGCUCUGGUUCAACAAUAAAAUACAGUGUAAUUAUUAUUUUGUUACAAAUUAAAUAAAAAGUAAAACAAACUAAUUAAAAUGUGUGCAGAUUAUUUAUAAGAAAAAUUUCCACGGAAUAUCCAAAACGAAAAUAUGCAUUUAAAUAAAAUAAUUUUAAUUUUAAAACAUACAAGCAAAUAGUUAUGUAAUAAAAUUAUCAUAACGACAAAUAAAUGCAUUUAUAAGGACAGACCUCUCUCUUAAUCUACACAACAGCAUCAAGAAGAAAAUAAUGCAAUAAACAAUUAAAUAGAAAUAUUAAUAAAAACUCGAAAGGCUUUAGAAACAGAUAUAUACGAACAUUUGUAUCAAUAAAAACCUGUAACAAUUGAAAACCUGAACAAACUCCUUCUAAAGGACUUGCUAAACAUAAAUAUAUAAAUUAAAAUGAAAAUAUAAAAAAACAUCUCUCAGGAUAAAAUUAAAAAGCUAAACAUUCCAUCUUUAUUAAAGAACAUAAAUUAAUAUAAAAACAAAUAGAAAAAAGUAUUUAAAAUACCUGAUUAAAUCAACACAUAAAUCUCAAGCAACUCAAUUUUUUAAACAAAGAAAAUCAUAACUAAGGAAAGGAUCUCAAACUACUUAAAGUCUCAUUAAUUAAUUGUUAAAAAUUUAUCAAGCAAAAGGUUUCACUUCCAAAGACACAACUAGUGCAUCUCUGAAAAGAGAAAACAACUUUAAACCCAUAUUAACAGAAGAAAGGAACCGCUUAAAGAAAGUUUAAAAAAAGUGAAAAAAAAACUUAUCUUUAGUUUUGAAGGUCAAUAUAGAAAAUUGUAUAAAUUAAAAAUUUUAAAUAACCUACAAUAAAAACAGACGAAUAAAACUUGAAAUUUGGCCAAAAAAAUAAAAAUAAAUGCUAACGAACGAUUACCGGCAAGGCGUGUACGUGGGAAAGAAAAAGUAAUCAUGUCAAAAGUUCAAUAUUAAUGCAAAGUAAUAAGACAUAAACACGAAAAAGUAACAAACAUUUACGAAAACUAAGAAAAAAAAAAUAAAACAGAACAAAAACCCCCCCAAAAAAAAGAAGCUAAGAAAAAAAACUACAGGAAAAAUCUGUAUCCUACAAUAUGACGGCUACAGUUAUACAUACAAAUGGUAUAAACAAUAAUAAUGGCCAAACCAGCAGUAGCAAUGGCAAUAGCGCCACAGGCGGCAGCAGCAGUAAUGCAACGUCCUUUACUACAGCUCGUGAAAUAAACACUUCAUACUCUUCUACAACAACCGUCUCUGCCUCAAAUUCUGCCCCUAACGUCUCUUCGGCCAACAGCACCUCGAACAACUUUAAAACCUCAAACACGUUGAAACAUUUCGCUCCCUCUUCCUCGAACACCUUUUCGUUUACAUCGACAAAUCUCUUUCAAUUACUUUCCAUCUUUUGCCUGUGUUUAUUGUCCUAUUACAAUUCAACACAAUGCGGUCUAGUCUUUGAUGAUAUCAGCGCCAUACGAGAUAACAAGGAUUUGAGACCAACGACUCCGCUAAAAAACAUAUUUCUCAAUGACUUUUGGGGAACGCCGAUGCGCAAAGAACACUCUCACAAAUCAUAUCGUCCCCUGACUGUACUCACGUUUCGUUUUAAUUACUGGCUGCAUGAAUUGGAAUCAUAUGGUUAUCAUGCCAUUAAUGUUGUACUGCAUCUUGCAGUCUGUCUGCUAUGGAAACGUGUCAGUCGCCUCUUGGUUUUGCAAUGCACUCAACGCGAAAGUCUGGCUGUAAAAUGCUCAUUCUUCAGCACUCUGCUGUUUGCAGUACAUCCCAUACACACAGAAGCUGUUACUGGUGUAGUGGGACGUGCUGAAUUGUUGUCAUCACUCUUCUUUCUCGGUGCAUUUCUCGCCUACUCCCGGGCUGUUAGUAGCAGCUUGAAUGCUGCAAAAAAAUCCCAAAAACUUAAAACGCAAUGGUUUCAAUUGUGCAUCAAUUUUAGUUUGUGUUUAUUAGCAUCGAUGCUGUGCAAAGAACAAGGCAUAACUAUCGCUGGCAUUUGUGUAGCCUACGAACUGUUCGUGGUGCAAACUAUACAUCCAUUGCAAUUGUGGCAUACACUGUUAAAUCUCUUUGAGGAAAAACCAGCAUCAUCAAAUCAAACACCGUCACCAACAAAUAAAGCAGCCAUCUCAAAACUAUUACAAGCCAGUGCAACUUCAACUGUCGUGGGUGCAUCAUCAGCAUCAUCAUCGUCGGGAUUAUUAACGUUGAAAAUAUCAGCUAGCAGUAGAUUUACAACUCCUAUACAAUGGUCAUCGUCUCUAUUGAAACGUUUAGGAUUUUUAAUUUUCAUCACUGUCUGCCUGUUAGUAGGUCGAGUCUAUGUUAUGGGCUCUCAAUUGCCGGUAUUUACACGUUUCGAUAAUCCAGCAUCUGCCGCUGAAUCUCCGGCCCGUCAGCUAACCUACAGUUAUUUAAUUUAUUUAAAUUCUUGGCUACUCUUAUUUCCCUGUGAUUUAUGUUGCGACUGGACUAUGGGUACUGUUCCUGUAAUUGAAGGUUUCAUGGAUACACGCAACAUUGCAACAUUAAUAACAUUUGGCAUAUUAGCUGCUUUAGUGGUAAAAGCUUGCAUUAGUCAAAGUCUUCAGUAUUCACGUAUGCUAAUCAUGUGUCUAGCUUGGAUUGUUUUACCAUUUUUGCCGGCCUCAAAUCUAUUCUUUCCCGUGGGUUUCGUAGUGGCUGAACGUAUUUUGUAUAUGCCCUCAAUGGGUUUUUGUCUUCUUAUUGCAUAUGGCUUUGAAAGAAUUCGGGAAGUGAGUGGCAAGAAAAUGAAAUAUUUAUUAAAUAUUGCCCUGCUAGUGUUAUUGCUGACACACGCCAUUAAAAGCUAUAAAAGAAAUAAUGAUUGGAAGAAUGAGUAUACUUUGUUUAUGAGCGGAGUUCAUGUUAAUGAUCGCAAUGCUAAGCUAUUCAAUAAUGUGGGACAUGCAUUGGAAAAUGAGGGACGCUUUGAAGAAGCUUUGGCUUAUUUCCGUCAGGCGGUGCUAAUACAACCUGAUGAUAUAGGGGCGCAUAUUAAUGUGGGUAGAACUUAUAAUAAUCUAAAAAUGUAUGCUGAAGCGGAGAAGGCAUAUUUAAAGGCGAAAUCUUUGUUUCCACGCAUAAAACCUGGUGAAAGCUAUCAGGCUCGCAUAGCUCCCAAUCAUUUAAAUGUUUUUAUUAAUCUGGCGAAUUUAAUAGCUCGUAAUCAGACCCGUUUGGAGGAAGCUGAUUUCCUUUAUCGUCAGGCUAUUAGCAUGAGAGCAGAUUAUGUACAGGCCUAUAUAAAUCGUGGAGAUAUACUCAUGAAAUUAAAUCGCACUGCCCAGGCCCAAGAGGUGUACGAGAAAGCUUUGCUUUAUGAUAGUGAAAAUGCUGAUAUUUAUUACAAUUUAGGAGUGGUAUUCCUGGAACAAGGCAAAAGUGCCCAGGCAAAUGUUUACUUUAAUAAAGCAUUGGAUCUAUAUCCAGAACAUGAGCAGGCUUUAUUGAAUUCAGCCAUAUUAUUACAAGAAAUGGGAGGCCAACAAGAUCGACAGUUGUCUAGAGAACGACUCCAUAAAGUUUUAGCGAAAAGUGGUGACAAUGAAAAGGUAUUUUUCAAUCUAGGAAUGCUAGCCAUGGAUGAAUCAGACUUUGAUGCAGCCGAACAAUAUUUUAAACGUGCCAUACAUAUAAAGCCAGAUUUUCGCAGUGCUCUCUUUAAUUUAGCACUCCUAUUGGCAGAUGCUAAUCGUCCAUUAGAUGCAGUACCAUUUCUUAAUCAACUUAUACGACAUCAUUCAGAUCAUAUCAAAGGACUUAUACUACUAGGCGAUAUCUACAUCAAUCACAUGAAAGAUUUAGAUGCAGCAGAAUCCUGUUAUCGCUCAAUACUCAAAUACGAACCUCAUAAUAUACAAGGAUUACACAAUUUGUGCGUGGUCUAUGUGGAACGUAAACAUUUGGCCAGAGCUCAGUUGUGUCUACGCUAUGCUUAUUACUUAGCACCAACCGAGGACUAUAUAUUGCGUCAUUUACAGAUUGUUGAACAACGUUUGCAAAAAAUUUACAAGUUACCUGAUACAUCACCUGAGAAACAACUUGCCUUGGUCGAUUUCAAUCCAAAAGAAUUUCCAUUGCCUAAAAAAACAUCAUCAACAUCAUCAUCAAGAACAACAACAACAAAAACCUCUCAAACUCAUACACAAGGAGAUUUUCCCAAACGUAAACCAUCUAAAACAACAUCAUCCUCUUCAUUACCAUCACCAAACGCCGCACCACCAGCCACAGUUCAUCAUUCAUAGCAUUCAUAUUAAAAAAAAGGAGAAAGCAGUAAAAAUUAGAUUGAAAUCUCAUGAAAUUAUCUAUAUCUUUUACAUUUAUUUCGUAUUGACUUAUUAUUCUAAUCUGUACUAUCAAAUAUGUAAAAAGGCUGUGUGUGAUAAAAUUUUCUAUUAACACAACUAAAUAAAUUAUUCAAAAUUGAUGUUAAAGCAACAACUUUGAUUUCAAAUGAAACUUAUGUAAAAAUUCUAUAAAUAUAUGACCUCUGAAUAUUAAAUAAAAAACUAAUAAACGAAUAACUUUUUCACUUUAACUUUAAGAUUAUAAUAAAAAAAAUAUAUAUAAUUAAGAUAUAUUACCUUGAAAUAAAACACGAAACAAGUUAAAUGUUUAUUAGGAAAAUAAAAAAAAAACUAUUGUAAAAAAAUUUUGUAAAAAUUAUUUUUUUUAAUAAAACAAUUCUUACACUCAAAAAAAUAUAUAAAUAUAUCUACACGAUUAAACUAAUUAUUAAAAAUAAAAAAUUUAAUAUUAUAACACCUUAAUAAAAUUAUUAAAUAAAAUGCCACAUAAUAUAGAAAAAUUUAAUAAAAAACUACAACAAUCAUAUAUUGUUCACAUAUUGUAUAUUAAUAAUGGUCCUACAAGCAAUAGAACCGAUCGAGGCAGUGUAGUUGCCGUUGUUAAUUUUGAUAAAAAUCUGAUUUAUUUAUGGCCAAUGAUCCCUUUUUAUAGAAAAUUUAAGCGUUUUUGUCGACAACUAAACGGCUGACUUCCAAAACGUCAGUUGCUUUGUUCACACAGGAAAACUUUUUGAUGUCGUAUGUGAGAGAAAGACAGGGUUAAUAUUAUUUUCUUUCUCUCACACACAAACAUCAAAAGUUUCCCUGUAUGAACCGGCAGUAAUACAACACAUUGACAAUGCAUAGUGUUUCAAAACGUCACGUGAUACACGGUUGUCAGAUCUUUUCAUAAAAUGUCUUACAAUUGUCUGAACGUACAAAAUUUCUAUUGCAACGUUGUCAGAAGAGGCUUUACUGACAAUAUUGGAUGACAAAAGUUGUAAGUUUACACUGUUAUUAGACAUUUUCUGCACUUUUUUCUGCCAACGUUGUCAGAUCUAACAACCAUGUAUACAUAGCAUUAGGUCGUGUUUACAGGGCUGUUGGCGACUUUGUGAUUGUUACUGAUGACGAUGAUGAUGAUGAUGAAGAAGCAUCAAGGUGCAACAUGCUGUGAAGUAGAUCACUCCUUGCUGGCACCUAUUAAAGUGCAUCCCUCGACAAAAUGCUUAUAGCAAAUAUCGAUAGACCCGAUCUACGUCGUGUAUUUGCUUUCCUGUCACUGGCAACGAACAACGUUGGCAACGAAAACAGACCAUGUGCCUGGUCCGGACUCUGGCAACAGAUCCAUCUGAAAAAGAGAAAAGAGAGAAAAAACAAAAAAGCAGUAAUUGAUUCUUCGAAACAAAUUUGAAUAUAAAGAUUAUUAACAUACAGAAAAUAUAAUCCCAGUCAAUUUAGCCACUUAUCACGUACAAUUACCAUAACUAUUGGCCUGGUAAGUGUGCCGAAAGCUUCUCUACUGAUUUUCCAAUCUCUUUGAAGUUGAUGCACAUCCCUUUAUGUUUUUUUUCCAAAUUGUAAUGUUUGUGGAGUUUAUGAAGAUAUUUAGUCUGUCAGCAAUGGAUAAGCCAACGAUGGAAAACUUCCAAUCUUUUUGUUACUGAUAAACUUUCUGAUGGCAGGUCAAGGGCGAAUAGAGCCCUUCUCAAAAAGUGACCUGAAAUCAGUGCUUAAAAAACUUUAGGAUCCUCUGUUAUUGGGGGUAUAGGCUUGGAGUUUAGAAUAUUUUUAAGUCAUGCUAAAAGAAUUGAACACUAUUGUAAAUUAAACCUUUCACUGUUGGAUAUUUUCCGAAUAAAUUUUCAGAAACUUUUAACACCAGCCUUGCGAAGGCCACUCGUAUGAGAAGUACUAGGUGGAAUAAACUUCCAAUCAAAACUAUGGAGGACAUAUCUUUUCAUAUAGGGAAUAUUUCGAAAAUUUUCCUAUUUUAUCUGAAAUGGCCCAGCAAAAUCUGCAACACCUGUAUAAGAGUAUGGUAAAGAUGAAUGUAACCCCUUUUGGUAAGCCGAAACUUUUUUAUUUCCAAUUAGUGGAGAACUGGCGUAACUUUUCUUAAAACACAAUUGAUCCAUAAUUUCCCUCAUUAUGAUAUCCACAUAGUCUGCUGUAAGGUUAGAAUACCAUUUCUUUCCUUUAUAGCAAGGCGUUUUAAGCUUAUCGGAACUUUUGAUUCGACCCAUUAUUAUAUUUAAAUUUUUAUUAACAACCGAUCUCACAGACCCAUAUAUGGUUUACAAUUACACAACCAAAUCAAUAAUGGAAUAGUCAGACUUUAAUUAUUUUUUUCUGUUUUUGUGGGAGUACAAACGACUGGGACUGGUCCAAAUCUAAUCCAAAUAUAUGGAAAAAAAUACUCCAUUUAGCAUUGUGAGGUGAGGACCACGUAUUUCAUCCAUGCAUUACAUCAAAGUAAUACCAAAAUACCAUGUUUUCACGACAUGGAUAAAAAAGACGUGACCUCUCGGUUACGUCCUGAAUAGUGCGCGUUACAAUGUUCAUACCUAUACACACAAAUGAAUGAACGUUAUAAGAGGAUCCAAUUGAAUAUUUGACAAUUCGGAUAGAUCGCCAAAAUAGGCUGACCCAAACGUCUGAAUUUUGGUCUCUGCCAAGGCAGGACAAUCGCAG